AUGGGACUUGUAAUAAUGCUAUACCUUGACGUCUCAACAUUACAUGUGCUACUAUUGUUGUUUAUCAUUUUGUUGUUGUUUAUUGUUUACAGGUUUGGUGUUGGUUCUGAUGUUAGUGUCAUUAGUGAUGUGAUAUGCACUGGGUCAGAGUAUCACUUAUUGCAGUGUCAGCAUUCUUUAACGACCUGUCAGCCACAUCAGGUGGUGGGGCUCGUCUGCUCUCGUUUUGUCCUACCGUACUCUGGAUCUGUUCGAUUGUACAACUCUCACUCGAGCAAUAGUGCUGAGUCAUCAUCUAGCGGCCAGUUACAGUUAUACAUGAACGGUAGCUGGAGGCCGGUCAGUGGGUGUGGCUUCAAUGAAAGAGCAGCUGAUACUGCUUGUAGGCAGAUUGGAUACACAUCAUACGAAAGCUUCAACAAAAUUCCUUUAUCCACUGGUUCAAAGUCUUGGAACAUCUCAUCUUCUUGUGAUGGUCAUGAUGUUUGUUUGACUGGCUGCAGCAACAUCACUAAUGACACAGAACACUGUGACACUCAUAACAGUGUUAAUUUGAGUUGCGUGUUUAAUUCCAGUCUUGCUGGUGCAGUGUAUACUGGUAACCAGUCAUCAUGUGGUCUAGUAACUGACUAUACAGGAUCAGUUAGGAUACAAUCUAACAAUGAUAAUGAUAACAAUGGGCUUGAAGGAAUUCCUCAGGUGUAUGUCAAUGGCAGUUGGUAUGGUUUGUGUUCUCAUGAGUCAUUCAACCUCACUACUGCUGAUGUGCUCUGCAAGAAACUCUCAUACAAUAUGGCAGUUAAGACUGAUGUUAUCACCAGAAACAGUGCCCCUGGGUUGAUCCUAUCCUGUACUGGACUGGAGUAUUCAGUUUCACAGUGUCCAGUACUCCAUGAAGUUCA
Messenger RNA from Amphimedon queenslandica, 902 nucleotides. Its product is annotated as neurotrypsin-like. The annotation marks the transcript as partial. The record is from RefSeq and is a predicted model, not a curated record. Lineage: Eukaryota; Metazoa; Porifera; Demospongiae; Haplosclerida; Niphatidae. Gene Ontology annotation, cellular component: membrane. The transcript has 6 exons.